Gongylonema pulchrum is the source of this 234-nucleotide messenger RNA. Lineage: Eukaryota; Metazoa; Nematoda; Chromadorea; Rhabditida; Gongylonematidae. The record is from the annotation of a GenBank genome assembly.
AUUUCGAGGCCAAUAUCCAUGAAAAAGGAUGGUAUUCAGACGAGAAACCGCAAAAUUAGCGCGAAAAAUAAAAAUAAGAAGCGUAGUGCUCCAGAAGCACCCUUUUAUGAAAUGCUGAAGCCGCAAUCAAAUUCAUAUGGUGAUAUGAAAUUUCAUUUACCUUCUGCACAUGCAUAUAUUCCAGCUGCCACACAAACACCAUAUCCGACACAAUUCAUUUUUCACACCUCAUAA